Vitis riparia (riverbank grape) is the source of this 695-nucleotide messenger RNA. RefSeq lists its product as uncharacterized. Bases 88 to 642 code for a protein of 184 amino acids. NCBI's taxonomy places the organism in Eukaryota, Viridiplantae, Streptophyta, Magnoliopsida, Vitales, Vitaceae. The record is from RefSeq and is a predicted model, not a curated record. Gene Ontology annotation, cellular component: plasma membrane. Gene Ontology annotation, biological process: response to desiccation. The transcript has a single exon.
UCUCUCUUCCUCAAAAUCUUCCCCAACACCUUCGCCCUAGAUCUGCGAACAUCGACAGCGAAAAACAGGGGUAAUUUCUGCAAAGUCAUGGGCAAAACCGUAAAAUGGAGCUGGACUUCUGCUCUGAUCGGGGCGGCGUCGGCUACAGCCGCUGCGGCUCUCGUAAAUGCGAAGCCCAAGGACCCGGCCUUCCACCUCAUCUCAAUCAGCCUCACCUCCUUCAAGUUCAACUUCCCAGUCCUCGAUGCCGAGGUCAUCCUCACCGUACACGUCACCAACCCCAACAUCGCGCCCAUCCACUACUCCUCGACGGUCAUGUCUAUCUUCUACGACGGCUCUCACCUCGGCUCCGCCCAGAUAGACGCCGGCUCCCAGGCCCCCAAGUCCUGCCAGGUGCUGCGGCUUCCUGCUCGACUCGACGGGCUGGAGCUGCUGACUCAUCACGCGGGGCGGUUCCUGGCUGACGUUAGGCGGAGAGAGAUGACGCUGGAUGCCACAGUGGACAUCGAGGGUGCAGCGAAGGUGCUAUGGUGGGAUCACAAGUUUAAGGUACACGUGGACAGUCACGUUGUCGUUGAUCCUUUGUACCUUGAUGUCAUUGAUCAGGAAAACAAGUCUGAUUUGGAACUUCGCCUUGCAUAACAUAUGAUAUUUGAGUAGAAAUGUUGUCCAAAUAUAUAAUUUUGUUAUUAAAA